AUGCUACGCUACUUCCGUGUUCCUGGCUUGCGCCUCGCUCGCUCCGCUAAGCCGCCGCUUCGCCCUGUCAAGGCCGUCAAGUCGUCCGCUCGCGUCACUGAGGUGUGCGGCUUCCCCAGAGGCUACCCUCACGUCGAGGUCGCGCGCAAGUGCGUCGUCGACGCUGACCCGCCUUUGUCGCAGAUGUUGCUGGAGGCGUGCGCGGAGGGUUACGACAUGGCCAAGCAGUACCAAGAAGCCUUGCGCUGGGAGCAAGCAUGCAAAGCUGGCGGAGUCUGCCCGCCCGACAUCAAGGCACUCCUGAGCCGCGACGAAGACACGCUCUCUGAGCCCGAGUACCAGAAGAUGGCGGAGUGGGCGGACCAGUGGGGGUCGAAGGUCUUCCGCAGGAGCAAUAUGCUCGAGUACGGUCAGCCGAUCCCGCCGUGGUCGCUCGUUCGCCCGCGCUUCGAGACGUUGUACAAGGAUCGCGAGAUGACCGAGGAGGACGGGAAGAAGGAGAAGGAGUGGUGGAACCGUCUCGCUCGCAUCUUCACCGAGCAGUACAAGAGGGAGGAGGAGGCGGAGGACAAGAAGGAAUGA
This is a messenger RNA of Rhodotorula toruloides NP11, 582 nucleotides long. RefSeq lists its product as uncharacterized. Lineage: Eukaryota; Fungi; Basidiomycota; Microbotryomycetes; Sporidiobolales; Sporidiobolaceae. The coding region runs from base 1 to 582 and encodes 193 amino acids. The transcript has 4 exons. The record is from RefSeq and is a predicted model, not a curated record.